Coregonus sp. 'balchen' is the source of this 14519-nucleotide messenger RNA. Lineage: Eukaryota; Metazoa; Chordata; Actinopteri; Salmoniformes; Salmonidae. The record is from the annotation of a GenBank genome assembly.
AUGACCUACAGGCUGCACAUGGGGCAGACAGGGGUCCUUAAAAAGACUUGCUUCAGGCCCAGUAAAACACAAGAGUCCUGUACUAACGGAGGACUCUCUCAGUAAAUGAGUGUUGAAAACAUUGAGCUGACAGCCAGGUCACUGAGAAUGCCUACUCGGGAGUCCUCUAGUAGAUUAAAUGUUCCAAGAUGGCCACUGCCAGUCUUCAAUUUGACCCUAUAAAAAAAAAAAGGAGGGAUGCUUUCGUGAUUGUGUUUUAAAGAUCCAUCAGCUGGGAGUACUAUCCCUUCCCUACGCGUCAGGAAAGCACCAAGGCUUUACGUGCAGAAGUUGCUCCUACACCACUGUAGGAGGUGCCACGUGCCAGUAUGGUGAUGAUGAAGAUGACACCACUGUAGGAGGUGCCACGUGCCAGUAUGGUGAUGAUGAAGAUGACGUUCACACAUCAAUGGUUGUUUUGACUAUUACUAACAUCUUAAUUCAUUCUCAGUCCUCUUGUUUCUCUUAAAAAGCAUAUAUUUGCAGCAUGAAAAAAAAAAAACAGUCAGGUCAAAUAAAGAAGGAGCAGAAAUGUAAAGAAAAACAGGCACAGAAAAGGACACACCGUCAUUUUGGGGGCUUCCCACAGUUACACAUCUCUGAAAAUAAACUAAUAUUUUCCGUUGACCGCUGUUGGUAGCUUAACAUCACAAUUUUUAAUUAAAGUGGAUCGUCAACAAGAGCCAAGAACCCAGAUCAAAUUUCACCACAUCUUAUCUACAUUUGGCAAAACAUUUAAUGACGUUGGACAGGCAGCCCCUGUCUGUCUCUUUGCACAGUAUACAGUUGGAUCGGAAAUGGAUGAGUAAAAAUAAUCUUGGGACAAAAAUAACCGUCGUAAGUGGAACAAAAAAAAAGCCAAAACGCGAUGGAUAACUUUAAGCCACUGGCUGCUGUGCAUUCUCCUUUAUGUCAUACAAGUAUGUUCUUUUGUUUUCUUCUGUUGUUGGUCUCACGCUGCCAUCUGAGGCACGCCGUGUACACAAUCCACUUCCUGAACUCUCGGACUCUUAACCCUUGAUCUCAACUGGCCGUUUCCAAACAGGAAGCAGCACUUACACCAAAGACGGAAAAAUAAUGCAUUGUCACGCAUGAAGAAACUGAUCCAAAAUGAAGGUUGAAUAGUCAUAUCGAUAAUAACUAUAAUACAAACACCCCUCCCAAAAAUUGAGAGGGGGGGGGGGGGCAGAGUAGCGGCUUCAGGUGUGCGCUGGUCACAGUACUGCCUGCUUCCCAUGGGAAUGUUCUAGAGGGGGGUGAUCGGAAAGGGGGGGUGAGAUGGGGGGGGGGGGGGGGGGGGGGGGGGUUGCAGGCCAGUGGAGUGUGGAGGUGUUAGGAGAAGGAAUGAAAGGAGGAGGAGAAGAGGAGGAAGAGAGGAGCUCACCACUCCUUCCUUCUCUCGCUCUCCCCACAAGCUCUACUCCCACUCUGUGGUGCCGGGAGGUUUGGAGGUCAGGUCAAACAUCACCCUGGAGAUGCCAGGGAUCUUCUUGAUCUCAUUCACCAUCUUCAGCACUACCUGAGGAGACGUGAGAGAUGGAGAGAAAAAGUGAAAAGGGUUGGAAAACGUGAUUUAUACAUCUAUACUGGGUGCAAUAAAACAAUGUCUGCCUGACUAAUCCCCAUCUCAUGGCUAGCGGUAGUACCUCUUCAGGGAUGUGGUUUCCGGGCGUGGCAGGUAUCCCGGUCAUGAAGUCACUGGUGAUAAAGGUUCUGACGACCACAGAGCGCCUGCAGGACGGCUGCCUCUGUGAGGAAUCGCGGUCAAAGUGCAGAGGGGUCAGGAUGACCGGCAUCUGACUGAUCUUACCAGAGUAACCUGGGAGAAAGAGGGUUACCACACCAGACAGGGUUAGCAAUGAGCAGUUCAUAAGGGAAGUGUGUUCUACCGGGCUGGGGGGUUUGAAAUAAUUUCACUAUUCGAAUAGCAUCAUGAUUUUUUUUUGACGGAUACACAUGUGUUUUUGUUAAACGUAAUGUUUUAACCUGAGCACUGCUGCGCGAGGGAGAGAGGCUGGCACUCUAUUGCUGCAGCUGCGGAGGUGGUGUGUGAGAGAUUGGAGUGAGCAGACGGAGGGUGAGAGAGAGAGAGAGAGACGCCAACGCAGCACUAGCUAACUUGUAGCAGCCACAACCGUAUUCAUCAUCCCAUAUAACAGUGCCCGUCUUGACUGGAGUAACCUAGAGAAGCUAGCUAGGGUAAUUGAGGCUACAUGCUGUGUUUUCUCCCCAACCCCAUUAAGAUAAAACAACAGCCUACCUGUUGGUUGCUCACUGUAGCCUUCUCCUUCCGCUAACUUUUAAUUCCGUAAUUUUAUUCCAUCUUGCAUUGCAUUAGUGAACUCUCACUCUAUUUGCUCCACAUUGAGCCUCUUUGCUGCUUUGAUUGGCCAACAAACAAGCUACCAGUCUUUUUAUGGGGCGCACCGUGCACAUCAACAACUUACCUUGAAGUGUGUUGUUUCAAUACAUUAAUAAUUUGAAAUGUCAUGGUAUAUCCUUGUAUGUAACAAAGUCACAUGGAUAUUUUAAUUUAAUUCAGAAAAAGCCUUUUCAGUGUUAAAAUAGGCCUAUAAUUGUUCUCUCUCGCAAAAAUGAAUACUCUCACAAGUAUUUGAAUACUAACGUCCGUUUGGCUAUUCUAAUAAGCGUGCACCUCCCUAGAGUUCUAUACAUUGUAGUUCUAUACUUUAUUCCCCGCUCCACAUCCCUAGAGUUCUAUACAUUGUAGUUCUAUACAUUGUAGUUCUAUACUCUAUUCCCCGCUCCACAUCCCUAGAGUUCUAUACAUUGUAGUUCUAUACUCUAUUCCCCGCUCCACACUGAAUCCAGCCAUUCUGCUCCCCUCCUGAAGCAGGAAACCACUUACCAGACUCUCUGAGGAUGGAGUGAGCCACGAAGUCUGCCUGUCUGAGUGUGCUGAGAACGCCUGUGGUAAGGAAGGUGGGGGUGAUGUCUGUGGGAGGCUCCUUCACGUGGGACCCAAAUACAUACACAACUCUGGAGGGAGGCAGGAGAGAGCAAAGACACAGACAGUCCAUAUGGCAUCCUGCUAGCAGUAAAGGUUUUACUUCAUCUACUAACAUGUACUGUGUUACCUGUUGAUGGUGUGGCACAUGCGAGGGAUGAGUCUGGCCAGGAACAUCAGUGAUUCCCAGUGUGGAGCCUCUUUACUGGUGACCCCACACACAUAGCUAUAGGACCGACAGUCACCCUACACACACAGAAACAGAAAGAGACAGAGAACAGGUUAGGAGCCUCUUUACUGGUGACCCCACACACAUAGCUAUAGGACCGACAGUCACCCUACACACACAGAGACAGAGAACAGGUUAGGAGCCUCUUUACUGGUGACCCCACACACAUAGCUAUAGGACCGACAGUCACCCUACACACACAGAGACAGAACAGGUUAGGAGCCUCUUUACUGGUGACCCCACACACAUAGCUAUAGGACCGACAGUCACCCUACACACACAGAGACAGAGAACAGGUUAGGAGCCUCUUUACUGCUGACCCCCCACACACAGCUAUAGGACCGACAGUCACCCUACACACACACACACAGAGAGAGAGAGAAAACACACGAUAGAGCUUUGCCUAGGACCACUGUUGUAUGCUAUAGUCGUUCUCUCUUGACCAACACUUCAUUAUUGUGAUGAUUAGUCAAUAAAACAUGAUCUAUUGGGGUCCAUCCUUCCCAUUUAGACUUCAUUAAGAGACUGGGGGAUUUGAGGCCUUUCUGUUAGUCAUUUCCCUAUACUCUCAGCCAAACUCCACAGAGAAUAAUAAGCCCCUCUGUUUAUACCCUCCUGUGUCUCUCCUGCCCCCCUUAACACACACAGACACACAUUUAGUCUUUCUGGGGUAAAUAUAUCCCUCUGUGGCUUUCAGCAGGAAGUGAGGAGGAGACACCCACCACUGAAUGGGCGGAGCCAGCUGUGUCACCAUCCCAUUACCCAGGCACUUGUCAACAAACACACAUUGUGUAGCCACAGCCUGGGGCUGAAGGAAAUGAAUGGAUGGAGCAGUAAAUCUCCAAAAUACCCAUUGACUAGUGAGAGCAGCCAAACAGACAUUGCCCCUAACCACAGAUCUAGGAUCAGAUUGCCCCUCCCCAAUCCUAACUAUUAGCAGGGUAGUGGGUUCGAUCCCCGGGACCACCCAUACGUAAAAAAUAUAUGCACGCAUGACUAUAAGUCGCUUUGGACAAAAGCGUCUGCUAAAUGGCAUAUUAUUAUUAUUAUUAUUAUUAUUAUAAACAAAUAUAUCUGACCCAGUAUCGGCGAUUAGAGGAGAGUUCUACCUACUCAGCCCUGGCUGUAGCAGUGCCAUCCUGUUAUAGUGAGAGGGUGAAGGAGUACCAGGGAGAUGGCUGCCGGGUGAAGGAGUAACAGGGAGAUGGCUGCCGGGUGAAGGAGUAACGGGGAGAUGGCUGCCGGGUGAAGGAGUAACGGGGAGAUGGCUGCCGGGAGAAGGAGUAACAGGGAGAUGGCUGCCGGGUGAAGGAGUAACGGGGAGAUGGCUGCCGGGAGAAGGAGUAACGGGGAGAUGGCUGCCGGGUGAGGGGGUAACGGGGAGAUGGCUGCCGGGUGAAGGAGUAACUGGGAGAUGGCUGCCGGGUGAAGGAGUAACGGGGAGUGUUAAACUAGUCCUGGCUAACAUUAGGCCUAGCUACACCACACACUGUCAGAGAAGGAGGGACAGAAAAGGAAGUAGAGAAAGAUAGAAUGAGACAGAGGUUUGUACUGUUCUGUGUUGUCUGUUCUACAGUGUAGACACUAUGGAUUGCUCCUUUAAUGCAAACAAAGCUUGUAUGGAUUCGCGAAAGAAACCGAUGGAAAAACAGACAGAGACAUAUAGCCCACUGGGUCAGAGGCUGUUGUUGACCAUAUAGCCUAGGUAAUGUAGUGGGACAGACAGAGACAUAUAGCCUAGGUAAUGUAGUGGGACAGACAGAGACAUAUAGCCUAGGUAAUGUAGUGGGACAGAGAGACAUAUAGCCUAGGUAAUGUAGUGGGACAGAGAGACAUAUAGCCUAGGUAAUGUAGUGGGACAGAGAGACAUAUAGCCUAGGUAAUGUAGUGGGACAGAGAGACAUAUAGCCUAGGUAAUGUAGUGGGACAGAGAGACAUAUAGCCUAGGUAAUGUAGUGGGACAGAGAGACAUAUAGCCUAGGUAAUGUAGUGGGACAGAGAGACAUAUAGCCUAGGUAAUGUAGUGGGACAGAGAGACAUAUAGCCUAGGUAAUGUAGUGGGACAGACAGAGACAUAUAGCCUAGGUAAUGUAGUGGGACAGACAGAGACAUAUAGCCUAGGUAAUGUAGUGGGACAGACAGAGACAUAUAGCCUAGGUAAUGUAGUGGGACAGAGAGACAUAUAGCCUAGGUAAUGUAGUGGGACAGAGAGACAUAUAGCCUAGGUAAUGUAGUGGGACAGACGAGAACAUAUAGCCUAGGUAAUGUAGUGGGACAGAGAGACAUAUAGCCUAGGUAAUGUAGUGGGACAGAGAGAGACAUAUAGCCUAGGUAAUGUAGUGGGACAGACAGAGACAUAUAGCCUAGGUAAUGUAGUGGGACAGAGAGAGACAUAUAGCCUAGGUAAUGUAGUGGGACAGACAGAGACAUAUAGCCAGGUAAUGUAGGGGCGAAGCAAUAGCCUAGUAUUGCUGACAGACGAGCCUAUAGCCUAUAAUUGUGGACGAGAGACAUUAGUAGGUCAUGUAGUGGGACAGACAGACAAUAGCCAGGUAAUGUGUGGGACAGACAAGCAUCAGCCUAGGUAAUGUAGUGGGACAGAGAACCAAUCCCAGAAAGUAUCCAGAGCCCAUAUAAGCCUAGGUAAUGUAGUGGACAGAGAGACAUAUAGCCUAGGUAAUGUAGGGGACAGAGAGAACUAUAGCCUAGGUAAUGUAGUGGGACAGAGAGACAUAUAGCCUAGGUAAUGUAGUGGGACAGAGAGACAUAUCGCCUAGGUAAUGUAGUGGGACAGAGAGACAUAUAGCCUAGGUAAUGUAGUGGGACAGACAGAGACAUAUAGCCUAGUAAUGUAGUGGGACAGAGAGACAUAUAGCCUAGGUAAUGUAGUGGGACAGAGAGACAUAUAGCCUAGGUAAUGUAGUGGGACAGAGAGACAUAUAGCCUAGGUAAUGUAGUGGGACAGAGAGACAUAUAGCCUAGGUAAUGUAGUGGGACAGAGAGACAUAUAGCCUAGGUAAUGUAGUGGGACAGACAGAGACAUAUAGCCUAGGUAAUGUAGUGGGACAGAGAGACAUAUAGCCUAGGUAAUGUAGUGGGACAGAGAGACAUAUAGCCUAGGUAAUGUAGUGGGACAGACAGAGACAUAUAGCCUAGGUAAUGUAGUGGGACAGACAGAGACAUAUAGCCUAGGUAAUGUAGUGGGACGACAGGACAUAUACCCUAGGAAUGUAGUGAGACAGAGAGACAUUAGCCUAGGUAAUGUGUGGGACAGAGAGACAUAUACCCGGUAAUUAGUGGGACAGAGAGACAUAUAGCCUAGGUAAUGUAGGGACAGAGAGACAUAUAGCCUAGGUUAAUGAGUGGACAGACGAGACAUUAGCCUAGGUAAGUAGUGGACAGACGAGCCAUAUACCUAGGUAAGUGUGGGACAGAGAGACAUAUAGCCUAUGUAAUGAGUGGACAGACAGACGACAUAUAGCCUAGGAAUGUAGUGGGACAGACAGAGACAUAUAGCCUGGGAAUUAGGGGACAGAGAGAAUAAGCAGGUAUGUAGUGGUACAGAGAGACUAUACCUAGGUAAUGUAGUGGGACAGAGAGACAUAAGCCCUAGGUAAUGUAGUGGACAGAGAGACAUAAGCCAGGUAUGUAGGGGACAGAACAUGUUAGGUAAUGUAGUGGGACAGAGAGACAUAUAGCUAGUAGGUAGUGGGACAGAGAGACAUAUAGCCUAGGUAAUGUAGUGGGACAGACAGAGACAUAUAGCCUAGGUAAUGUAGUGGGGACAGAGAGACAUAUAGCCUAGGUAAUGUAGUGGGACAGAGAGACAUAUAGCCUAGGUAAUGUAGUGGGACAGACAGAGACAUAUAGCCUAGGUAAUGUAGUGGGACAGACAGACAUAUAGCCCAUUGUAUCAUAGUAGGCGUUGUUAAGCAAUUGCCUGAUGACUCAAACUGAAUUGUUCCCUACAUACUUCAGUCUGAGACUCCCAUCGUUGAAGUCGUUUGUGGUGAUGUCAAAAUGAGCGGUGUUGUACAAAACAAAGUCAUCAGUGAUUGGAUAAUUUCUAACCAAUCAGAGUAUCCAAGCCAAUAACACAUUUUUAAAUGCUGCUUUACCCAUGUGUGUUCUGGCUCUGGCCCAACCCCUCGGAUUCUGGGACCAAUCAGUAAGGUCAGAAUGUGUUUGCGUUCUAGAAAUAGUCAGGGAGGUACUCGGAUCCAGACGCAUUGCUGAGAAGAAACGAACAUCUGUGGGCGUGGCAUUUCGACGGAGCAAGGAGUUUGGGUACCCAGGCAAGUUGACCAGAGCCCAAACAGAGAGAGAUACUGAACACUACACUACCAUAGCUAUAGGACGACAGUCACCCUACACACACAGAGACAGAAAGAGACAGAGAACAGGUUAGGAGCCUCUUUACUGGUGACCCCACACACAUAGCUAUAGGACCGACAGUCACCCUACACACACAGAGAGAGAAAGAGACAGAGAACAGGUUAGGAGCCUCUUUACUGGUGACCCCACACACACAGCUAUAGGACCGACAGUCACCCUACACACACAGAGACAGAACAGGUUAGGAGCCUCUUUACUGGUGACCCCACACACAUAGCUAUAGGACCGACAGUCACCCUACACACACAGAGACAGAACAGGUUAGGAGCCUCUUUACUGGUGACCCCCCACACAUAGCUAUAGGACCGACAGUCACCCUACACACACAGAGAGACAGAGAACAGGUUAGGAGCCUCUUUACUGGUGACCCCACACACACAGCUAUAGGACCGACAGUCACCCUACACACACAGAGACAGAACAGGUUAGGAGCCUCUUUACUGGUGACCCCACACACAUAGCUAUAGGACCGACAGUCACCCUACACACACAGAGACAGAGAACAGGUUAGGAAACUCUUUACUGGUGACCCCACACACAUAGCUAUAGGACCGACAGUCACCCUACACACACACACAGAGAGAGAGAGAAAACACACACUAGAGCUUUGGCUAGGACCACUGUUGUAUGCUAUAGUCAUUCUCUCUUGACCAACACUUCAUUAUUGUGAUGAUUAGUCAAUAAAACGUGAUCUAUUGGGGUCCAUCCUUCCCAUUUAGACUUCAUUAAGAGACUGGGGGAUUUGAGGCCUUUCUGUUAGUCAUUUCCCUAUACUCUCAGCCAAACUCCACAGAGAAUAAUAAGCCCCUCUGUUUAUACCCUCCUGUGGCUCUCCUGCCCCCCUUAACACACACAGACACACAUUUAGUCUUUCUGGGGUAAAUAUAUCCCUCUGUGGCUUUCAGCAGGAAGUGAGGAGGAGACACCCACCACUGAAUGGGCGGAGCCAGCUGUGUCACCAUCCCAUUACCCAGGCACUUGUCAACAAACACACAUUGUGUAGCCACAGCCUGGGGCUGAAGGAAAUGAAUGGAUGGAGCAGUAAAUCUCCAAAAUACCCAUUGACUAGUGAGAGCAGCCAAACAGACAUUGCCCCUAACCACAGAUCUAGGAUCAGAUUGCCCCUCCCCAAUCCUAACUAUUAGCAGGGUAGUGGGUUCGAUCCCCGGGACCACCCAUACGUAAAAAAAUAUAUGCACGCAUGACUGUAAGUCGCUUUGGACAAAAGCGUCUGCUAAAUGGCAUAUUAUUAUUAUUAUUAUUAUAAACAAAUAUAUCUGACCCAGUAUCGGCGAUUAGAGGAGAGUUCUACCUACUCAGCACUGGCUGUAGCAGUGCCAUCCUGUUAUAGUGAGAGGGUGAAGGAGUACCAGGGAGAUGGCUGCCAGGUGAAGGAGUAACAGGGAGAUGGCUGCCGGGUGAAGGAGUAACAGGGAGAUGGCUGCCGGGUGAAGGAGUAACGGGGAGAUGGCUGCCGGGAGAAGGAGUAACGGGGAGAUGGCUGCCGGGAGAAGGAGUACCAGGGAGAUGGCUGCCGGGUGAAGGAGUAACAGGGAGAUGGCUGCCGGGUGAAGGAGUAACGGGGAGAUGGCUGCCGGGAGAAGGAGUAACGGGGAGAUGGCUGCCGGGAGAAGGAGUAACGGGGAGAUGGCUGCCGGGUGAGGGGGUAACGGGGAGAUGGCUGCCGGGUGAAGGAGUAACAGGGAGAUGGCUGCCGGGUGAAGGAGUACCAGGGAGAUGGCUGCCGGGUGAAGGAGUAACGGGGAGGUGGCUGCCGGGUGAAGGAGUACCAGGGAGAUGGCUGCCGGGUGAAGGAGUAACAGGGAGAUGGCUGCCGGGUGAAGGAGUAACUGGGAGAUGGCUGCCGGGUGAAGGAGUAACGGGGAGAUGGCUGCCGGGUGAAGGAGUAAGGAGGGAGGCCGUAGGAGGGCAACAACCCAGCAGCAGGACCGCUACCUCCGCCUUUGUGCAAGGAGGAGCACUGCCAGAGCCCUGCAAAAUGAGCUCCAGCAGGCCACAAAUGUGCAUGGGUCUGCUCAAACGGUCAGAAACAGACUCCAUGAGGGUGGUAUGAGGGCCCGACGUCCAUAGGUGGGGGUUGUGCUUACAGCCCAACACCGUGCAGGACGUUUGGCAUUUGCCAGAGAACACCAAGAUUGGCAAAUUCGCCACUGGCGCCCUGUGCUCUUCACAGAUGAAAGCAGGUUCACACUGAGCACAUGUGACAGACGUGACAGAGUCUGGAGACGCCGUGGAGAACGUUCUGCAACAUCCUCCAGCAUGACCGGUUUGGCGGUGGGUCAGUCAUGGUUGUGGUGGGCAUUUAUUUGGGGAGAUGGAGUAACGGGGAGAUGGCUGCCGGGAGAAGGAGUAACGGAGAGAUGGCUGCCGGGAGAAGGAGUAACGGGGAGAUGCUGCCGGGUGAGGGGGUAACGGGGAGAUGGCUGCCGGUGAAGGGGUAACGGGGAGAUGGCUGCCGGGCAGGAAUGAGGUAACGUGGGAGAUGGCUGCCGGGUGAGGGGGUAACGGGGAGAUGGCUGCCGGGUGAAGGAGUAACGGGGAGAUGGCUGCCGGGAGAAGGAGUAACGGGGAGAUGGCUGCCGGGUGAGGGGGGUAACGGGAGAUGGGCUGCCGGGUGAAGGAUUAACGGGGAGAUGGCUGCCGGGUGAGGGAGUAACGGGAGAUGGGCUGCCGGGUGAAGGAGUACCAGGGAGAUGGCUGCCGGGUGAAGGGAGUACCAGGGAGAUGGCUGCCGGGUGAAGAGUAACAGGGAGAUGGCUGCCGGGUGAAGGAGUAACUGGAGAUGGCGGCCGGGUGAAGGAGUAACGGGGAGAUGGCUGCCGGGUGAAGGAGUAACGGGGGAGUGUUAACUAGUCCUGGCUAACAUUAGGCUAGCUACACCACAACACUGUCAGAGAAGGAGGGACAGAAAAGGAAGUAGAGAAAGAUAGAAUGAGACAGAGGUUUGUCGGUUGUGGUGUUGUCUGUUCUACAGUGUAGACACUAUGGAUCUGCUCUUUAAUGCAAACAAAGCUUGUAUGGAUUCGCGAAAAGAAACCGAUGGAAAAAACAGACAGAGACAUAUAGCCACUGGGUCAGAGGCUGUUGUUGACCACAGAGCCUAGGUAAUGUAGUGGGACAGAGAGACAUAUUAGCCUAGGUAAUGUAGUGGGACAGAGAGACAUAUAGCUAGGUAAAUGUAGUGGGACAGACAGAGAAUAUAGCCUAGGUAAUGUAGGGGACAGAGAGACAUAUAGCCUAGGUAAUGUAGUGGGACAGAGAGACAUAUAGCCUAGGUAAGUAGUGGGACAGAGAGACAUAUAGCCUAGGUAAUGUAGUGGGACCAGAGAGACAUAUAGCCUAGGUAAUGUAGUGGGACAGAGAGACAUAUAGCCUAGGUAAUGUAGUGGGACAGACAGAGACAUAUAGCCUAGGUAAUGUAGUGGGACAGAGAGACAUAUAGCCUAGGUAAUGUAGUGGGACAGACAGAGACAUAUAGCCUAGGUAAUGUAGUGGGGACAGAGAGACAUAUAGCCCAGGUAAUGUAGUGGGACAGACAGAGACUAUAGCCCAGGUAAUGUAGUGGGACAGAGAGAACAUAUAGCGUAGGUAAUGUAGUGGGACAGACAGAGACAUAUAGCCUAGGUAAUGUAGUGGGACAGAGAGACAUAUAGCCCAGGUAAUGUAGUGGGACAGACAGAGACAUAUAGCCUAGGUAAUGUAGUGGGACAGAGAGACAUAUAGCCUAGGUAAUGUAGUGGGACAGAGAGACAUAUAGCCCAGGUAAUGUAGUGGGACAGACAGAGACAUAUAGCGUAGGUAAUGUAGUGGGACAGACAGAGACAUAUAGCCUAGGUAAUGUAGUGGGACAGACAGAGACAUAUAGCGUAGGUAAUGUAGUGGGACAGACAGAGACAUAUAGCCUAGGUAAUGUAGUGGGACAGACAGAGACAUAUAGCCUAGGUAAUGUAGUGGGACAGACAGAGACAUAUAGCCUAGGUAAUGUAGUGGGACAGACAGACAUAUAGCCCAUUGUAUCAUAGUAGGCGUUGUUAAGCAAUUGCCUGAUGACUCAAACUGAAUUGUUCCCUACAUACUUCAGUCUGAGACUCCCAUCGUUGAAGUCGUUUGUGGUGAUGUCAAAAUGAGGGGUGUUGUACAAAACAAAGUCAUCAGUGAUUGGAUAAUUUCUAACCAAUCAGAGUAUCCAAGCCAAUAACACAUUUUUAAAUGCUGCUUUACCCAUGUGUGUUCUGGCUCUGGCCCAACCCCUCGGUUUCUGGGACCAAUCAGUAAGGUCAGAAUGUGUUUGCGUUCUAGAAAUAGUCAGGGAGGUACUCAGAUCCAGACGCAUUGCUGAGAAGAAACGAACAUCUGUGGGCGUGGCAUUUGGACGGAGCAAGGAGUUUGGGUACCCAGGCAAGUUGACCACAGAGCCCAAACAGAGAGAGAUACUGAACACUACACUACCAUAGCUAUAGGACGACAGUCACCCUACACACACAGAGACAGAAAGAGACAGAGAACAGGUUAGGAGCCUCUUUACUGGUGACCCCCACACAUAGCUAUAGGUACCCACAGUCACCCUACAACAUAAAACAGAAAGAGACAGAGAACAGGUUAGGAGCCUCUUUACUGGUGACCCACAACAAUAGCUAUAGGACCGACAGUCACCCUACACAACACAGAGACAGAGAACAGGUUAGGAGCCUCUUUACUGGUGACCCCACACACAUAGCUAUAGGACCGACAGUCACCCUACACACACACAGAGACAGAGAACAGGUUAGGAGCCUCUUUACUGGUGACCCCACACACCCUAGCUAUAGGACCGACAGCACCCUGACCACACAGAACAGAGAACAGGUUAGGAGCCUCUUUAUGGUGACCCCACACACAGCUAAGGACGACAGUCCCCAAACACAGAACAGAAGGACAGAACAGGUUAGGAGCCUCUUUACUGGUGACCCCACACACAUAGCUAUAGGACCGACGUCACCCUACACACACGACGAAAGAGAGAACAGGUUAGGAGCCUCUUUACUGGUGACCCCACAACAUAGCUAAGGACCGACAGUCACCCUACACACACACAGAGAACAGGUUAGAGCCUUUGGGACCCCAUUGUAUAAGACGUCACCUACCAACAAAAAACAUUAGGAGCUUUAGGGGAAAACUGUAUAGGCCACAGUCCCAACACACAGAGACAGGAAGGUUAGGCCUUUUGGUUAGCUAUUACCGCAUACCUACACCCCAACACCACAGAAGAGAACAUAGGGCUCUUUAUAUGACCCCCACAAUAGCUAUACACGCACCCUACAACACACACAGACAAACAGUUGAGUCUUUCUGGGACAAAAUAUAUACGACAGUCCUCACACAGCAGAAAGUAGGAGAUGACCCCACACACAUUGAAUGGACGACAGUCACCCUACCACACAGAACAGAGAACAGGUUGGAGCCUCACUGGGACCAACACAAGCAUAGGAAGCACCUCACAAAAGACAGAAAGUUAGGAGCCUAUUGCCCACACAAUAGAUAGGCCCUCCCCACACAACAGAGCAGGUAGGGCUCUAUGGGACCCACCAUACUUAAAAAUAAACACGCAGGAACGGUUAAGCCUUUGGACCCCCAACAUAAUGGACGACAGUCACCCUACACACAGAGACAGAGAACAGGUUAGGAGCCCCCUUUACUGGUGACCCCCACCAACAAGGCUAUAGGACCGACAGUCCCCUACACACAAAAGAGCAGAGAACAGGUAGGAGCCUUUACUGGUGACCCCACACACACAGCAUAGGACCGGGCAGUCACCUACACAACAGGGACAAAAAAAGGUUAGGAGCCUUUUACGGUGACCCACACACACACAGCUAUAGGACGACAGUCACCUACACCACACAAGAGAGAGAGAAACACAACAUGGUUUGGUAGGGCCAUGUUGUAUGUAAGUCGUUCUCCUUGACCCCACUUCAUUAUUGUGAUGAUUAGUCAAUAAAACGUGAUCUAUUGGGGUCCAUCCUUCCCAUUUAGACUUCAUUAAGAGACUGGGGGAUUUGAGGCCUUUCUGUUAGUCACUUCCCUCUACUCUCAGCCAAACUCCACAGAGAAUAAUAAGCCCCUCUGUUUAUACCCUCCUGUGUCUCUCCUGCCCCCCUUAACACACACAGACACACAUUUAGUCUUUCUGGGGUAAAUAUAUCCCUCUGUGGCUUUCAGCAGGAAGUGAGGAGGAGACACCCACCACUGAAUGGGCGGAGCCAGCUGUGUCACCAUCCCAUUACCCAGGCACUUGUCAACAAACACACAUUGUGUAGCCACAGCCUGGGGCUGAAGGAAAUGAAUGGAUGGAGCAGUAAAUCUCCAAAAUACCCAUUGACUAGUGAGAGCAGCCAAACAGACAUUGCCCCUAACCACAGAUCUAGGAUCAGAUUGCCCCUCCCCAAUCCUAACUAUUAGCAGGGUAGUGGGUUCGAUCCCCGGGACCACCCAUACGUAAAAAAAUAUAUGCACGCAUGACUGUAAGUCGCUUUGGACAAAAGCGUCUGCUAAAUGGCAUAUUAUUAUUAUUAUUUAUUAUAAACAAAUAUAUCUGACCCAGUAUCGGCGAUUAGAGGAGAGUUCUCCCUACUCAGCAACUGGCUGUAGCAGUGCCAUCCUGUUAUAGUGAGAGGGUGAAGGAGUACCAGGGAGAUGGCUGCCAGGUGAAGGAGUAACAGGGAGAUGGGCUACGGGUGAAGGAGUAACAGGGAGAUGGCUGCCGGGUGAAGGAGUAACGGGGAGAUGGCUGCCGGGAGAGGAGUAACGGGGAGAUGGCUGCCGGGAGAAGGAGUAACGGGGAGAUGGCUGCCGGGUGAGGAGGUAACGGGGAGAUGGGCUGCCGGGUGA